This is a messenger RNA of Cetraspora pellucida, 449 nucleotides long. Lineage: Eukaryota; Fungi; Glomeromycota; Glomeromycetes; Diversisporales; Gigasporaceae. The record is from the annotation of a GenBank genome assembly.
AAGGGUCAAAGUCGUGGCAUCCUAGAGAUACUAUUGAUAAUAUUAGUGAAAUGUGUAUUUUAACAACAAAAACUGGCGUCAUGAGUUGUCAUUUGAAUAUUUCAGAAAUAAUAGAAGAAAAUGCACCUUUACAAUCUCAAGAAGAAAUGGAUAUUAAAGAUUCUCAGGCUAAAAGAAAUCGAGAGUUGAAACUUAUAUUUGAGCAAGCAAUUUUUCGUAACAAUGAUCACAAUGUUUCUGUGUCACGCAUUUUAUCGUCAGAUUUUAAAGACUACAUCAAUAAAGUGGUUCUCGAACUUAGUGAUGAAAUAUUAGAUUCUAGUUCACAAUAUUUAAAUGAAUCGGUUGAUCUCAAAUCACAAUUGCAUGAGAGAUAUAAUAAAAUGGCAUUAUUGAUUCAGUUCAUUCGCAACAAUUGUCUUACUUUGUUUACAAGUAUAUAUGAAUAA